This is a messenger RNA of Penicillium oxalicum, 1569 nucleotides long. Its product is annotated as histidine phosphatase family protein. The record is from RefSeq and is a predicted model, not a curated record. The transcript has 3 exons. The coding region runs from base 1 to 1569 and encodes 522 amino acids. Gene Ontology annotation, molecular function: acid phosphatase activity. Lineage: Eukaryota; Fungi; Ascomycota; Eurotiomycetes; Eurotiales; Aspergillaceae.
AUGAAGUUUCUCGCCGGUGCCACCUUGGCCACUGCGGCGGCAGCAGCCUCGUCAUCGACGACAGCCGCAUCUGCGCCAACCGGCGCCACGUACGCCUCAGGGUUUGACAUGACCCGCAGCUGGGCCAACCUCAGUCCCUACAAAGACGCUGACUCGUUUGGACUUCCCAAGGGAAUGCCUCAAGGCUGUGAGCUCUCCCAGGUGCACGUCUUACACCGCCAUGCGGAGCGAUACCCUACCAACUAUCCCUUGGACGGAGGGGGCAUGCAGGAGUUUGCGGCCAAGUUGACUAACUACUCCAAGGCCCACCCGGAUCAGCCUGUGGCGAGUGGGCCACUCAAGUUCCUGAACAGAUGGAAGUAUGUUCUGGGUGAAGACACACUCAUGGAGACUGGUGCGGCCACCGAGGCAACAUCUGGUGCCAACUUCUGGGUCAAGUAUGGGCGCCUUCUAUACCGCCCUGAUCGUGAGAAUGUAGCCGCCUGGAAUUCUUCUCUCAACAUCUAUCCCAAUGGCACCGAACGUCCCAAACCUGUCUUCCGCACCACCUCCCAGGCCCGAAUUCUGGAGAGUGCUCGAUGGUGGCUGAGCGGGUUUUUUGGCAACAGCGGAGCGAACAGCUCGUACGAGCAGUACAAUUUGGUGGUCAUCCCCGAAGUGGACCCGUUCAACAACACCUUGGCUUCUUAUGACGCGUGCCCUGGUGACAUGGCCGAGGGCGAUAACGCUGCUGAGACUUUUAUCUCUCACUAUGCGGAGGAUAUCCAGGCACGUCUGUCUUCGUAUCUGCCCAAAGAUUUCAACUUGACGUCCAUGGAUGUGCUCGCCAUGCAAAAUCUUUGCGCCUACGAGCAUGCCAGCCUCGGUGGCUCCUCGUUCUGCUCGCUCUUCACCGAGCAGGAAUGGAAGGAUUUCGCCUACAAUGUUGACAUUCAAUUUUAUGGAGACUAUUUCUUUGGGUCGCCAAGUGGACGGGCACAGGGAAUCGGCUACGUCCUGGAACUGGCCGCUCGUCUUCAGCAGAAACUCAUUACUUCCAGCGAUACCAGCAUCAACUACACCUACGAUAACAACCUGGCACAAUUCCCUUUCGAACAGCCUUUCUACCUGGAUAUGUCUCACGAUGAUAUCAUUGUGUCUGUUAUUGCCGCACUCGGGCUCGAUUACUUCAAGUACGGACCCAAAGGUCUACCCGCCAAUGUUACCCACGCUCCGUCAAACCGAACCUUUUCUCUUUCCAACAUGACACCAUUUGGUGCUCGUUUCUUCUCGGAGAUUUGGACAUGUCCCCACGACACUUCAUUCGAAGAGCUUGAUCCAAUCAUCUAUGAGAACCCGCGUUUGAAAUCCGUGCCCCAUACGCAAGAUUUCAUUCGCUUCGUCUUGAAUAGUGCUCCAAUACCACUGGAUGGCCUGUCGGAAUGCGGAAAGACCACAAACGGCUUCUGUCCAGUUGAGAAAUUUUUGAAAGCCAUUCCAGGGCUCAAGGAAAAAGCCAUGUACCAAGAAGCCUGCUUUGGUAACUACACUUCAGGUUCUCAGGUUGGCGACGGAGCUCCCACUUCCUAG